This is a messenger RNA of Corythoichthys intestinalis (scribbled pipefish), 3592 nucleotides long. It is a transcript of the gene bbs1, whose product is annotated as Bardet-Biedl syndrome 1. Bases 1050 to 2801 code for a protein of 583 amino acids. Lineage: Eukaryota; Metazoa; Chordata; Actinopteri; Syngnathiformes; Syngnathidae. Gene Ontology annotation, biological process: protein localization to cilium; non-motile cilium assembly. Gene Ontology annotation, molecular function: smoothened binding; patched binding. Gene Ontology annotation, cellular component: BBSome; centrosome; axoneme. The record is from RefSeq and is a predicted model, not a curated record. The transcript has 6 exons.
ACGUGACUUCUAACAAAAGUCAAAUGGAACUCCAAUCAUGUUUUGAUAUUGUAUUCACGCGAGCCAACUUGUAUCCAUUUUUUCCCCCUCAUUAUGACCCUCUUCAAAUAAAAAGUUUAGCUCGCGCGCUUGACGCGGAGACGAGUGUCGUCGCUUGAAAAUGACGUCACCGGACGGAGCUCGAGUCUUGACAGGCGGGCUAAAGAAGCUUGUAGAGGAUUGAAGGAUUACGGACCCCGGGGACGUCGGAAGCCGCGCGACACCGACACCGACACCGACUGCGUUGUCGGCACUUUUCUACCUGUCGACUGCUUUCCUGAAGCCCGAAAGCGUGGGAAACCACGACGACGCCUCUUUGCGGUUUCCUUGACAACGGUGAGCCGACCCCCAUACGUUGCGUGUACGCCAAACGGUCGUCUUGGAACAUGUUGGGACGAGUGCGAGCAGUCGAGGACCUUGCUAUUUCCCCGCACGUACUAGUAUUUGUACGAAAGUCAAAAGCUCGUUUGGGAAAUUCAAGGCUUGCACAGCACACCGCCGUCGCCGCCGUCAUGCGAGAAGCCGCCAGGAGAUGGCGCAUGCGCAUUCGCAUUCGGCAUGCAGCGUUGUCGGUAUCGCAAUCCGUUCAGUCGUCGUCUGCUGUAAAUUUUCAAUCAGUUCAUCACGAGACGUGCAGACGAUUUGACACUAAUGAAAAAACGCUUUGAGAAAUAAGACUUGCUUUCACAACAUCGUCGCUACAUUAACUUUGACGGGAAGGUCAAAGCUAAGGGUAGGGGCGAUGAAAGCUUUUUCGGUGCUUCUGCCACUCCAAGUUUUUUUGGGAGUAGAUGUCCGUUCGUCCGUUCGUUCAACUGCCGCCGACCCUGCCGUAUCAAACGGAUUGGACUCGGCGCGCCCGGUGUCAAUGAAAUCACGACAACGACGGCUUUACGUUCAAACGCGCAUCGGAACAGUAUCGGCCGGCAAUCGCUAGAAUUGCGGGAAUUAAAAAAAAAAAAAAAACGGUAUCGGUGCGACGCUCAGUGACGGUAGGCCAAAUUUUGUGCAUGCUCAGCGGCGGGGCGGCCAUGAGCGGCGACGACGACGGCAAGUGGCUGGACGCCCACUACGACCCGCUGGCGGGCCUGCGCACCUUCACUUCCUGCGUGGCGCUGGCCGACCUGAGCGGGGACGGGGACGCCCGGCUGGUGGCGGCCGACCUGGGUGGCGGUCACCGGCCGGCCGUCAAGCUCAAGGUCUACCAGGGGACGGCGCUGAGCGGCGAGAGCGUCCUGCUGGACCUCCCGUGCGGCCUGGUAACCUUCUUCAUGGAUCUGCACGAGCCUCGCGUCCCCGCCGUGGCCGUGGCGUCCGGUUCUUGCGUCUACGUCUACAAGAACCUCAGACCCUACUUCAAGUUCACGCUGCCCGGACUCGGAGUCGACGAGUCGGAGCAGGACGCCUGGCGGGAGGCGAGGGAGGGCCGCAUCGACCCCCCGGCCCUCAAGGAGCUGUUGGAGAGCCUGAGGAAUAAGUCGGACGCGCCCUUGUCCGCGCGCUCGCUCCGCUUCCUGUCGACGGACGCCGAGAACCUGGAAGACUUUGUCCGGCUGCACGGGCAACAGCCCGUCAAACGACAGACGGUCAUCACGUGCAUCUCCACGCUGAAGAAGAGCACGGCGGACGAGGACGGCGUCAGCUGCCUGCUGAUCGGCACCGAGAGCGCCCAUCUUUACGUGCUGGACCCCGAGGCUUUCAUCAUUCUGGCAAAGAUGUCGCUGCCGGCCCCGCCCACCGCCAUGGACGUGACGGGUCAGUUCGACGUGGAGUUCCGCAUCACGGCGGCGUGCCGCGACGGGAACAUCUACGUCCUCCGCAGGGACUCUGAGAGAGCCAAAUACCGCGUGGAGCUGACCUCGCAUCCCGUCGGCCUGCUGAGGGUCGGCAAGAACGUGGUGGUGGGAACCGCCGACCGCAACCUGCAGGCCUUCACGCAGAAGGGUAAGAAGCUGUGGAAGGUGACCCUCCCGGCAGCCAUCCGUACCAUGGCCCCCAUGGAGCUGCCGGCGCGAGGCCUGCAGGCGGUCCUGGUGGCUCUGGCCAACUGCGAGGUCCACCUGUACCGCGACAAGAACCUGCUGAGCACGGUCAAGACCCCGGCCGCCGUCAGCGCCGUCCGCUUCGGGCGCUACGGACGCGAGGACGGGACCCUUGUGAUGAGCACCGAGGGCGGCGGCCUGAUGGUGAAGAUCCUCAAGAGGACGGCCGAGUUCCGGGAGAGGGACGGCGCCCCCGGCCCCCCGGCGGCGCAGAGCGUGCGCCUCGACGUGCCCAAGAAGACCAAGCUGUACGUGGACCAGACCCUGAGGGAGCGCGAGCACGGCGCCGCCAUGCACCGGGCCUUCCGGAUGGACCUGGCCCGCCUGCGGCUGGCGGCGGCGCGGGCCUACGCCCGAGCCCUGGAGUCCAGCCUGGCCCCGGUGUCGUCGGGACCCGGCCGCUCGCUCAAGAUCAACGCGGCCGUCCGGGGCCUGGGCCCCUCCUUCGAGCUGACGCUCGGCCUGCAGAACACGGCGGCGUGCCGGCCCCUGCUGGACCUGGCCGUCAGCUUCCUCUACGACCCGGCCUCGUACAGGGUGAGGGACCCCUUGCUGAAGAUUCCCAUGCUGCUGCCGGGACCCGUCUACCCGCUCCGGACGCUGGUGGAGUGCGUCGGCGACGUCUCCGACGUCAUCAAGGUCUUCGUCCUGGCCGGCCGCCGGAGCGCGCCGCUGCUCACCGCGCACAUCAACAUGCCCGCCGGCGAGGGGGCCCGCUGACCGCCCGAGGGACCUUCUCUCGCCCACCCGGGAUUUGACGAAUGAGUGUCUGACUUUAAACUUGAAAAGCGUCAUUGGCUACAACUGCCUCAAAUGAAUAGGACGCCACCGAGUAAAUAGCCGAUGCUUGGACGUCUUUUAAAAAUGGGUUGAGAAAUACGCUAGAUAUUUGCACAGGUGGGCGGUAACGCGUUGAGUCACUUUUUGAGAAUUCAAACAGUUACUUUUGCUUGAGUAGAUUUAUGAAGAAGAAACGCUACGGCGACAUUACAUUUUUUCUCUUUAUUCUUCAUAUUACAUUUGACCUCUUUUUUUGUGCUAGAGAUGCCAACAGUAGCUCUACCAGUUCCACCAAUCAGACAUGGCAACAGUAAUCACAGAACUCCAUUACGGCAAUCAGACUCAAACUUGCUGUUCUAUGAUCAAGGAGCGUAUUUAAAGCAGGGUCAAAAAUGUAAAAAAAAAAGUAUUCGACAUAGCAGUCAACAGCAGCGCAGAUUUGAAUCUUUUUAUUUGGUACCGAUUGACAGGGAAAAACCGGAGUUGCAAUCCCUUUUGUUUCAUAAGAGGAAAUACGUUUUCUCCUCUAGAGAGCACUCUCUACUCUUUGAACGAAUCAUGCUGAAUUUCUGUAUUUUUUUCUUUUUCUGAAAUUCAAUGUUUUUUUUGUUGUUGUUAUUCUUUGGCUUCAUGUGGUAGUGUCAAGUUAUAGUACAGUAUAUUAGUAACAGUUUGUAUAGAAAAUUUUGUGCUGAGAAAAAAAAAACAAUUAAAAAAAUCAAACAUCGUUA